Sesamum indicum (sesame) is the source of this 792-nucleotide messenger RNA. RefSeq lists its product as uncharacterized. The record is from RefSeq and is a predicted model, not a curated record. NCBI's taxonomy places the organism in Eukaryota, Viridiplantae, Streptophyta, Magnoliopsida, Lamiales, Pedaliaceae.
AGAAUUUGCAUAAAACCUUCUCAACAUCCUACUGAUUCUUGUUUCAUUCCUCCCUUUCUUCCCACUCAAGAACACAAAUUAAUUUUCUUUCUUUCUUUUUUUUUUUUUUAAUUUUCCUGCCCAAUUGAUACAAACCCUUGAGCCAAUUUAUCAGAAAUAGUUAAAACCUUUAAGUCCGGAAAAUUCAAGAGAAAUGUCACAACCUAAUUAUGAUGUGUACCCUCAUCCUGUCAUGACCACACAGCCUGAUUCUUCCCACUCCGACGGCUCAUUUGGGCCGGUUUUCGCAGUCUUGGCCGUGAUCGUGGUGGUGUCAACGGUGGCUUGCGUGCUCGGACGGCUGUGCAGCAGGCGGCACCACCGCGGAAAGGAGGCAGCCCACAAACCCCCCAAGGCCAGCAAGCAGAGCCAAGGACUAGGCCCUAAAGAGUGGCAAAAACCAAACUUCAAUAUGAGAGAUGGAGACAUAGAAUUCGGAUUCGACAAGAGAAACCCUUCUGGCAAAGGGCCUAAAAAUGGAGGAAAGGGAAAACCACCGCAUCAUCAAAACGGUGCACAUAAACCGGAAGUCAGAUUUUCAGACAACGUUUGAUGGUGGUUUGCAUGCAUGGUGCGUGGAGAUGGAGGUAUACGUUUGAGUAGUAUUCUAGUAGUUUUUAUUGGUCGAGUUCUUGAAUUUUCUGUUAUUACCUAAGUCCUAUGGUUAGAUUUUCUUUGUAGCAUUUUGUGGAAGUCAAGGAGCACUCAUCUGCAAAUGUAAUAUGGUAUAAAUGGGAUUUUCAAGGGAUUAAU